UAUAUCGGACUCAAAAUCAAAAGCAUUACCUUCCCAUUCCUACAAACACUCCCAACUUUAUCUUCUCUGCUCAAUUUCUCUCAUCCAUCGUUUCUUUCCUGGAUUCGGGGGUUUCAUUUUCAUUUUCAUUUUCAUUUUCAAUAAUUAAACAAUAUAUAUAUAUAGAUUUAUAAAUUGUUGGCACAAAUCCCAAUCUCGCAUCAUCUUUCUUUCACUCUCUACCUAAACAAAAACAAAACAAAACCGAAAAAAAAAAACUUUUCUUUCUUGUGGUGUCUAGAACUGUGUGUAAAUUUUCUGGUGUGUAUGUGAAUGUUAGUAAAUUGAUUUAUCGGAGGAUGUCCGGGUUCGGAAUAUGGAGAUGGAAGACCAAGCUCAGAGAAAUGACAGUCACAUCGUCAACAUCUUGGGUAUCUUCAGCAUCAACUUUGAAUCAUCAUCAUCAUCACCGGUUGUCUCAGAUACCGAAUCGAUCCUCGAAUUGUCUUCUUCACAUGGGUUCGUAUCAGAUUCAGCCGACGAGGACGAGGACGAGGACGAAGAUGUUGGAGUCUUUGAUCGGAGGAGUUCAGGCGCGGAGGUACAAAUGGGACCACGGCGGCGGAGGCGGCGACGAAACUCGCAGAAUUAGGGCCGAGGCCAACUGCCCUCGCUGCUCCAAACACAUGGAUCUUCUCUUCUCCAAUCGCCACCUCCCUCUAUCCCCCAUUCCCGCCGGCGGCGGCGGUGGUGGUGCGCCGCCUGACUCUGAUAGAAAUGAUAAUGGUGGUGGUGGAGGAGGGGCGUAUCAAGCGGUGAAUCUAUGCCCUAGUUGUAAAACCGCUUACUACUUUCGGCCGUACAAGAUUGCCCCACUUCAGGGUAGCUUUAUCGAGAUUGGGAGGGUUAAAGGGAAGGACUUGCCUGAGAAGAAGACCGGGAGUACUGAAGAUUGGCUCAGAGUGUCUUUUUGGGAGACUGUGAAGUCGUACGGUGGUGAGCCGCCGGAGAAUUGGCCGCCUCCGCCGGCAGGGAAUGGGCUGGCGGUGCAUACGCCGCCUGGUCCGCCUUUUGCGCCUGGAGUUAAUCUCAUUCGUGCUGCAGGUCCGAAGAGAGGUGGAAAUGGUAGCGGUGGUGGUGGUAAUGGUAAUGGUGGUGGUGAUAGUGGUUCAGAGAAGAAUGGUUGGGGCGGGUCGAAUUUGGGGAAGGAUUUGCCGACGCCAAAGGAGAUCUGCAAGGGACUCGAUGAAUUCGUCAUUGGCCAGGAACGCUCUAAAAAGGUACUUUCAGUAGCUGUUUAUAACCACUACAAAAGGAUAUAUAAUGCCUCCUUGCGGAAAGGGUCAGGAGCAGAGUCAGGAAUAUCUGGGACAGAAGAUGAUGACGAUAAUGUGGAGUUGGAAAAGAGUAAUGUACUGUUGAUGGGUCCAACUGGUUCAGGGAAGACAUUACUUGCAAAAUCCCUUGCUCGUUUUGUGAAUGUGCCCUUUGUUAUUGCUGAUGCAACAACUUUAACCCAGGCUGGUUAUGUUGGAGAAGAUGUGGAGUCCAUAUUAUAUAAACUGCUUAUGGUUGCUGAGUUUAAUGUACAAGCAGCUCAACAAGGGAUGGUUUAUAUUGAUGAAGUUGAUAAGAUAACCAAAAAGGCUGAGAGCUUAAACAUAAGCAGAGAUGUUUCUGGAGAGGGUGUCCAGCAGGCAUUACUGAAAAUGCUGGAAGGAACUAUUGUGAAUGUUCCUGAAAAGGGGGCAAGGAAGCAUCCUCGGGGUGAUAGCAUUCAGAUCGAUACGAAAGAUAUCCUGUUUAUCUGUGGUGGAGCAUUUAUUGAUUUGGAGAAAACCAUUUCAGAGAGACGGCAGGAUUCUUCUAUUGGGUUUGGAGCACCCGUUCGUGCUAAUAUGAGAACUGGUAGAUUAACUAAUGCUGUAUUGACAUCAUCCUUACUAGAAUCUGUAGAAAGUAGUGAUCUUAUUGCAUAUGGGCUUAUACCAGAGUUUAUUGGACGUUUUCCUAUUUUGGUUAGUUUGUCAGCUUUAACCGAGGACCAACUUGUUCAGGUCCUCACAGAACCAAAAAAUGCUCUUGGCAAGCAGUACAGGAAAUUGUUAGGCAUGAACAAUGUGAAGCUACAUUUUACAGAAAAAGCUCUGAGAAUGAUCGCAAAGAAAUCGAUGGCUAAGAAUACUGGUGCAAGGGGUUUGAGAGCCAUACUGGAAAGCAUUCUAACUGAGGCUAUGUACGAGAUUCCAGAUGUGAAGACGGGAAAUAACAGAGUAGAUGCUGUUGUCAUUGAUGAGGAGUCAGUAGGUUCAGUAAAUUCCAUAGGAUGUGGGGGCAAAAUUCUUCGUGGAGAGGGAGCGCUUGAGCGUUACCUGGCUGAUGCCAAGUUGAAAGAUCAAGUGCAAACUGGUGAGGCAGCUGAUGGGGAGUUGCAGGAGGGUGAUUCAGAGGUCACUUCUAGAGCAAUGAGCAUGUAAUAUUAUUUUUACUGCUGGUCAUUGUUGCCCACGUGUAAAAUGUUGUGGUUUCUCCAUUGAAUUGUAAAGAUCACAUUCAUAAUUUGGUGUAAUUUUCCCUUUGUAUAACAGCAUAUAGCAUGUAGGUCAAAUUCAAUUCACCAUAAGAAAGUAAAGUAACCCGAGAGAAAGAAAGAAUUGGUUGUUCCAUUUUUAAUUUAUAUAAAAUGAUAUUUUCAGUUGAGGCAGAAA
Camellia sinensis is the source of this 2687-nucleotide messenger RNA. RefSeq names its product CLP protease regulatory subunit CLPX1, mitochondrial. Gene Ontology annotation, cellular component: mitochondrial matrix. The record is from RefSeq and is a predicted model, not a curated record. Gene Ontology annotation, biological process: protein folding. Gene Ontology annotation, molecular function: ATP-dependent protein folding chaperone; ATP binding; ATP hydrolysis activity. Lineage: Eukaryota; Viridiplantae; Streptophyta; Magnoliopsida; Ericales; Theaceae.